Messenger RNA from Coregonus clupeaformis (lake whitefish), 3390 nucleotides. It is a transcript of the gene ncoa4, whose product is annotated as nuclear receptor coactivator 4. The transcript is spliced from 10 exons. Gene Ontology annotation, molecular function: transcription coactivator activity. Bases 298 to 2121 code for a protein of 607 amino acids. The record is from RefSeq and is a predicted model, not a curated record. Lineage: Eukaryota; Metazoa; Chordata; Actinopteri; Salmoniformes; Salmonidae. Gene Ontology annotation, biological process: response to hormone; intracellular iron ion homeostasis.
UCGCUCUGAACAUUAACACGCAUCACUUGUAAACACAAGGACAUUAUUUUUCAUAUCAGCGAGAAAUAAUCAAAACACAGAAGGUUAAAUUGAUACACACCUUUAUAGGGUUAGUGUUCCCACACGUCAAUAUCCCCAUGUUACAGCAUGUGUUUACGGAAGACAGAGGGACCAUCUGUGCUAUAUAGCUAGCUAUCUAGCAUGCUCCGAAAACCUGUGUAACGGCCGCCAGAAACGUGUUGUCACUGAAAAAUACUGUCAGCUGCAACUGAUAAAUCCGGUUAAAACAGUGCACAAAUGUCUCUUGUGGAGGAGCGAGAGAAGGCCACCCUCAAGCAGUGUGUGCAGGCCCGCUCUCAGCUGGAGGAGGCCAUCGGUGGGGUGAUGAGGGCUGAGGCCCAGCUCAAGGACAACUCCAGAGAGGUGAAGUCCCAGCUUCACACCUGUAUCAGCAGACACCUGGAGUUUCUGCGUUCCCGUGAGGUGUGGCUGCUGGAGCAGAUUGACCUUGUGGAGCAGCUGAAGGGAGAGGCUCUGCAGGCACAGCUACAUCAGCUUCACCGGCUCCGAGGCCAGUUUGACAUUCUCAUUCAUCAGCUAGAGAACUCCAACAGCAACAAUCUGGCCAACCAGCUCACUAGCUGCAUGGAAAAGUUAUCUUCCCUGAACCUGACUCCCGAGGAAACCCCUGAGAUGAGCUUCCAGGCUGACACUCGCUCCUUGCGUCAGGCCAUCACCUCCUUUGGCACCAUUGCCACCCAGCACAUGGAAGUAGGACCCGUGCUGAAUAUCAUCCCUCAAAGCUCUAAUACUAGCGAGCAACCUUGGCUUCAGCAGAGCUGUCCAAUCGCAGCUAAGAAACAGAGGGUGGAUUCUGCACCUCUUGCCGACUGGCUCCUUGGAAACCGUCCAGUGACUACUGCCCCAGUUGGAUACCAAUCAAGCAAGAACCCACAGGAUUGGUUGAUCACCGGCAGGGAUAUUCAGUCAUCCUGCCCUGUGGCCCCCUUUGACUUCCACAAGGCCUGGGGCCAGCUGAAGGACCUGGAGGUGUGGCUGCUGAAGGAGAAGACUCCCAUCAGAGAGAGAACCAACAGUAUCUGUAGCAUCAGCAGCAGCUCAACCUUCUCCAUUGAGAAGAUUGAUGAGUCUGAGUUAGACAUGGCUCUGGAGGAGGAGGAGGAGGAAGAAGAAGAGGAGGAGAGGGCAAAGAUUGAAGAACUGAGUGACUGGCUCAUCACCCCAGCUACUGUUGCCAAGGAGACCACCAGCGAGGACUGCCAGGCCUCUGAUGCUGACAGGUGGAAGCAGGUCUUCAAGCCUUUCCAGGAAGGUUUCUACACUAGCGAUUGGCUGCCAAAAUCAGACUGCGGCUCGUGCUGUGCCAAGUCUGUGGAGAUUGAGAACCUGGGCAAACUCUUGUGCCUGAAAACCACCCCCACCUCUGCUGCCACCACACCCCAGACCCCCAGCCCUGUGGAGAUCUGGCUGCAGCAGGCCAUUCCAGUCCAGCAGUCGUGCAAAGCCAACGAGUCCUGCUCCAGCUACUCCCAGUGUGUGUGUGACGAGAACUGCGGCAAAGAGGCCCUCUCCACCUGGCUCCUCAAGAAGGAGGGUCGGGACAAGAACGGAGUCUCAGUGGACAAAAACAAGCAGUCCACCAUCUACCACCAAGAGCAAGAACAGAAGGUUCAGGCCAUCCUGGAGUCCUGGCUCCACCCUAGCAAGCCUGGCAAGACCAUAGGCUCCACGUCCCAAGCCUUAUCAUCCCUCUCAGCCUGGGUAUCUCAACCAGCCUCCCAGGGGAAGGAGAAGGCCAGCAGGGUGGAACACAGCUCCCAGUUCAAAGGCCCCAAGUCGGAGAGCCCUUUCAGCAAACCACUGCAGCCAGAGUGUUGGGUCUUACCUGAGAAGACCCACAGUAGCACCGCUGCCACACCGAGACAGGAGAGCACAAAGGAGCAACCCAACACAGAACCAGAGGAGGACAAGUGGCUUCUACGCAAGAGGGCCAAUGCUCAGGAGCGACUUGCCCUUCCCACAGUAUGUGAUCUAUUUUCCUGUAUGAAAAUGGGUGGAGAGAAAGAGAAGUGGCUACACCGGGCACCUAUGCAGAUGUAAAAGCUGUAUCCAGUAGAUUUUUGAAGAUAUUUUUUGGAUUUUAUUGUGGAGCCACUUUAAUGCUGAUGGUCGCAUACAAUGUCUUGAUUAACUUUUUCCUCUAAUGCUCUUCUGGGAAUGGGUCUCUCUCUCUGAGAUGUGCCUCCCGCCCCUAGUCUGAUAUAGAGACUGGGGUUUGUGGACCUGCUGCCAUCUGGAAUUCUUUGAAUUUGCCUUCUAUAAUCAUAUUAGAGUUCUCAAUGUCAAGCUAGCAAGAUGGGCCAUGGAUCUAAAGCUAACUCACAAUGUGAUUUUGAGAAUCUCUGUUCUUGAGAAAGUACAAGCUCACAUGAAUGUUUGGGGUGAGGGAGGUUAGAUAUUUAUUUUAAUCAACCAUAUUUUAAGAAACCCUUUUUAUGGAAUGCGGUAAAGAGUUGUCAAGUAUACAUCACUAGUAUGAGUGAUCAUUGUAGUGGUAUUCACAGAAUUCCAUCAUUCUGUGACUAUGCGCUGUGGGACUGUGGGUAUAUCUAGUUUUCCCCCAUACUCAAAAAAGACUAUCAAGUAAUGUAAGCUACUCUUUGGUUUCUAUUUCUUAGUAUGUUUUCUUUCGAUCUGGUGAAAUAUUAUUUUGGCUUAAACACCAGUAUAGCUUUCUCUGAAAUGGCUUCAAAAUAGUCAUCUAAAUUACAAGCUUAACGUAGAGGCAUUCUCAAUUACCAAUACAUCUACCCUUAUCUCACUAACUCCAUAGUUCUGGUUUAUGUGCCUCAAGUUUGCUUCAUUGUAUUUAGUGGAUACAUUGUGAAACCGGUGUUGGUUUGCCUGUCCUAUAUCACCUGUGUUGAGAUUGUAUCACUGCUGUGCAAGAGUUGAUUGUUUUCAUGUUGCAAAUAUGCAAGCUGAAAAUGUUGUGCCCAAUAUAGUAAUUCCAUUGAAAUGACUUUCGAUUGGCUAAAACUAAUGAAGCAAACAUCUAUCAAAAGAACACCUUGUAUUGAUAACCACUGAUAUGUAUGUCUUUCUGCAUAUUACCUCUGUAGAUGUCUCUCCAUAGAGGGUAGACCAAAGAUAUUUGUGCAUGGCUCUAAGUGCAAUGGGGAGUUGGGUAGGAGAGGAGAAACACAAUGGUGCUUGAUGAAUGGUUCUAAUAGGUUUUUUCAGUUCAUAUUGGGGGCCUGUGCAAAUGCUUUUUACCAUAAAGUAGAACUAUCCAUAUUAUCACUUGUCUAACUCCCUCUGCUGUUACACCUGUACCAUAUUUAACUCUUAAUAAAAACAAAACCUUGA